AUGGAGGUGCUGGUACUUGCAGUGAACAGCGGUGCCGAUACGAUGUUCGAUGUAGUUUUGGGCGUUCUGGAAUGUCCGUGCUCUCAACUACCCACUAUCAUUCGGGGAGGAUCACGGCCUCCUGUAGAACUGCAAGAUCAUCAAGUGCUUGUUUCAAGAAAGCGUUUGGACAGAGACUCGUUGUCUGCCUUCAUCAAGAAAGACCAAGCUGGGAAUGCAGACACGUUACCGACUGGACCUUUUAGUGCUGGCGAUACCAGUCACUUGUUACGGAAAAUAGGCAGGAAGAGUAAGAAGAUCAAGCUCCUGUCCGAGCAGGUUGACUCCUUCAAGGCCAAGGCUCAAGAUGCAAUACAGAAGGCACAACAUCUCGAGAUGGAGCAAGAACAGUUCUUCGACGACGUACAGGAAAUGAAGAACCAGUUCGAUAAACUAGCAGAGAAUCACCGCAAACUCAUGUGGGAAUAUCUCCCAGCACGUGACCCAAGUCUUCGCGCGAUACCGCGCCUAACAGCAAAAUUACCGGAGACUCCUACGACUAUCGGACAGUACCCGUUAGAACAAGUACUAGGCUACGGUCAGUACGCUGUAGUUUACACGUCAAGCACGCCCGAACGUGCCGAGUUGGCGAUCAAGGCGAUAGACAAGCAGAAGCUCGUGGAUCUCGUGUCGCUGCAUCGCAUCAGCUCCGAGAUCACGUCACUAAGCGACACUGCUAUUCGACAUCCAGGUAUCUUGGAGUUAGUGGACGUUAUUCAUACGCACAAGCAUGUCUACUUGGUCACGGAGCGUGGAGGUAAGGACUUAUUCGAGUUCUUUGGGGCUCAUGUGGACGGACUGGGGGAGGAUACGAUUCGUCCAUUGUUCUUAAACCUCGCACAAGCCGUUGAAGUGCUACAUCGCAACAAUUAUUGUCAUCGAGACUUGAAGCCGGAGAAUGUUCUGUAUGCGCCGGAGAGUUCGCAUCUGGUCAAACUCAUUGACUUUGGUCUGUGCACGAAAGCGACGACAGAGCUGCACGAUUUCUGCGGCAGUCCUGGCUUCUUUGCCCCGGAGUUACUGCUUCAUGAUGGCUACGAUGGAUGCAAGGCAGACGUUUGGAGUAUCGGCUGCAUCUUGCUUGAGUUAGUACUGGGAAACACGCUCUUCUCAUCGAUCUGGAUGUCUAUGUACGAUAUUUCGAUCCUGAAAGAGCCUAAGACGUUCGGCGAGUGCGUUAAAGCAGCAUUGACACAAAUGCGAGACUUCUGCAACGGAUCCGAGUGGAGAUAUUCAGCCAAACUACGUAGUGCUCUCGUAGGAAUGCUGUGUGAAAAUCCGACCGAACGCUUGUCCAUACACCAAGUUUUAGCCCACCCAUGGCUAACUGUCGAAGGUCCAUUACCGGCUUCCCACUCAGUAUCAAGAAGAGCGUCACCUGUCAAAACAAAGAGGAGUCACGGUCUCCCUGCCAGCGCCGCAGCUCGAAUAUCUGACGGUGAUGCAAGCAUACAGCCGCUCCCACGGUCACUCGACUACCCGCCACUAGUAUCUUCUGCUCCUGGUUCUCCACGUGUCCACCAUUUGCAUUCUCCACCCUCAGCAAAGCUCAAUCUACCAAGUUUAUCACCGGAUAAGCCGCCAAGUCGAUGCUCUCCAGAGCGUAAGGCAUCAACCAAGCUUGCGUUCAGUGUCACUCGAGUUUAA
Messenger RNA from Phytophthora nicotianae INRA-310, 1686 nucleotides. Its product is annotated as CAMK/CAMKL/SNRK protein kinase. The transcript is spliced from 6 exons. Gene Ontology annotation, biological process: intracellular signal transduction; protein phosphorylation. Gene Ontology annotation, cellular component: cytoplasm. NCBI's taxonomy places the organism in Eukaryota, Oomycota, Peronosporomycetes, Peronosporales, Peronosporaceae. Gene Ontology annotation, molecular function: protein serine/threonine kinase activity; ATP binding. The record is from RefSeq and is a predicted model, not a curated record. Bases 1 to 1686 code for a protein of 561 amino acids.